Molecule: messenger RNA, 946 nt
Organism: Acaulospora colombiana
Lineage: Eukaryota; Fungi; Glomeromycota; Glomeromycetes; Diversisporales; Acaulosporaceae
Source: the annotation of a GenBank genome assembly
AUGGGAUUAUCAGAACUCAUCAAAAGCGCAACGAACAAGAAUCCGACCAAUGCACGACUAUUGUCUCAGUUUAGCCGUCGAGCCACUAGUAUCGCCGCAGACGCUGAGCGUUCGAAUGAUACGGCCAAAAAGCAGCGAUUAGAAGUGAUCGUAGCCAAUUUGGAUCGCGAUUUUGGUGAUAUGCCUGCCAGUACUGGUAUCGGUAGUUUGGGUGUAGCACUGGCCCCUGCUCUCUAUGAGAGAAGAAAGGAAAUGAUCUUUCAGGCUGACACUGAGCUUAACGCUCUUCAGCAGAUGGAAGAGGCCGCCAAGAAAGACCAAAAAAACCUCGACAAAGAGGUGAAAGCUAUUAGAGAGAGCCUGACCCAAGCCUCUGUUCACAUCCAGAAUUUGAAUGCGGUACUCCCAACCCAAUCAAGCCUUCACCAAGACCCAGAGUAUCGCAAAGCACUCAGUUCCGUAUUUAAGGAUACUUCUAUCGAUAAUUUACGCACGAGUAUUGUCGCUUUCAAUAACAGGGUUGCGGCGUUGGAGAAGGAAAAUGUCAUCGACGAGAAGUACACCUUCACACUACGCUAUAUGCAUACUCCGGACAAAGAGGAGAAUGUGAAGAGUGAGUGCCCCAUUUGCGAAUUUUGGAACAUGUGUUCACAUAAACUAGCCAUUCCAGUCACAUAUACUUUCGGAGAAUUGAGAGACGAUUGGAUGUCUCGCGAGGGAGCUGAAGAGGAAGCUGAUAUUCCAGAUUUUUGGAUUGAACAACAAGGUUCUCAAAGAAAUCAUAUCACGAAAACAGGGCGAUUUUGGGACUUGGGGGAGGACAAUGUGACGAUAGGUGAUGCCUUCAAGGCUGCCGGAAUACACUCAAAUCAACCGCACUUCAUUGAUGUAGUUGAGAACGAGAAAGAUUACGUAGUUGCACUACUUGAGGACAACGGCGUGGAAA